Messenger RNA from Cladocopium goreaui, 6783 nucleotides. The record is from the annotation of a GenBank genome assembly. Lineage: Eukaryota; Dinophyceae; Suessiales; Symbiodiniaceae.
AUGUCGAAGCAACAUCAAGACAAUGCAGGUUGGAUGUGCGGCAAUUGCAAGAAGCUCCGUGCCAAGAACGCCUGGUUUUGCGAUCUUUGUGGAUGUGCAUGGGAAGAUUGCAUCAUCUACCCCAAGAAGAAAACGACGUAUGCACGGUUUUCCUCGAGGAGAUCCUACUGGACAGAACCAGAUCAUGCUCCUUGGACAGGAGAUUCAGGUGGGAAGAGUCCUCGACAAAGCCCAAGGACGAAGAACACCCAGAAGAAUCGUGGCAAGGGCAGAGGGAAGUCAAAACAGCAGCCUUUGACGCCUCCACCGCCGCCACCAAUUGCAGGUCCAGAAGGUCAGCAGCCUCCAUGGAUGAGCAUGCCCUUACCGCCGGGUGCAUCGUCUUCUACCGCUUCAGCAACGACUCAGUCAUUAGCGGAGCAGAAGUUGAAAGAUGUUGCAUCAAUGCUCAAGAAGGCCAACCCAGAGACGCUGACCCCAGAGCUGCAGCAUUUCGUCGCGGAGGAGACCAAAGCUGCGACAAAGAAGGAUGCAAAGACAUUAUACACUGCUGUGGACGAGCUGACAAAAGCUCGAGAAGCUCUGGACACGGCACUCCUGGCGCGCAGCAACUUGAUGGCACAGUGGCGAGCCUUUUUGACGAUGUCACUGGAGAGAUUUCGUCAAUACACGGAUCACUUCCAACAACAAGAGCUUGCCCACCAAGGGAACAUCAAGGCCGCGAAGGAGGCCCUCCAGAAAGCCAAGUCAGACUUCAGUACGAAGGAAGAGGAGGCCACGAUCAUCUCCGACGAAGAUGGGCAAUCCAGGGAAGAUUCCACCAAGGAGUCAGCGCACAAGAUCUUGGAAGGCCUCAAUCACAUGACCGAGAGCUUACAGAAACUCUCAGAGCAAGCCGAGAAGGAACACACAGAGGAGGAAGAAAGAAAGGCCAAGCGGCCGCGUCAAAAGGAGGCAGAGGCAGUCGACGCACCCAUGAAAACCGAAGGCUUGCCGUCUAUGCAGCCUUUUGGUGUGGCUGGUAUGCAAUGGGCACAUUCCAUUCUAUGGGAUCCCAGCUACAAAUCUCCUUGGCAAGCCAGCGAAGAUGCUAUGCAACUUGCCUUUGAGAUGCAGCCCCUCAGUUUCCUUGAACAAUGCGAGCGACGAGAUUGGGGUUUCUCUUCAUCGCACAGGCCAGACCUGGAUGAAAAUCCAAAUCUACCUGAUCCACCCAGCUCGUCAGAUGACGCUCAGGGGCAUGAUGGACCACGACGCACUCCACUCCGGCUUCUGCCUGCCUGGGUUGAGUCUCUUUGGAACAUCCUGCAAGACGAAGGUGCUACCGAGCUUCUCGAAGAAGGGCCGGUCAUUUACCUGAGCACUUUCUACCUCAGCCAUCGCAAUUGCAUUAGACAGGCUGUCAGCCGCCCAAUCCGCCUCACCAGACAAUAUGAAAGGUGGAUUGACGAGUUCAAAUUGGUUUGGGGUGACCUUUUUGACCAAGAUGCAAGCUUUAGUCUGUACCUCGUUCAGCCGGAGCCUCCGAUUUCAAUAACAAGAGGUAUCGUUGGUAUAGUGCUCAUCGUUCAGCAUGAAGAACCUGAGGGAGCCGCCAUUCUCACAACGGCGCUGUUCGAUGAACUUCCCACACCGCGAACACUUGAGAUUGCACAUGUUCUGAACAUCUGGACAGACUUCACCACUCUUUUGCAUCGAGCUGAAGCUUACGAUGCUUGUGUUGAAGCUCAGCGACAAGGCUUGCAACCUUGUGUUCUACGUGCAGGGCCACACGUAUUUCCUCGUGAACGACCGAUCCGAAUUACAGACGGUCUUGGACUUGUCAUUGACGUACUCCUGCUCAUUCAUGAAGAAGCCUGGGAAACGUACGUUCGCCCACGAAUUGAACAAUGGCCUGAAUUUGUGCGUCAAGCACCACAAGAGAUUCAAGAUGACACAGAUCACGUGACACUUAUGGCACGUCGCCCGCAAGUUCGAGGCCCUUCAUCAUCGAGUUCUACCUCAAGGACCUCCGAGGCAGCAGCCAAUUCACCUAGACUUACAACCUGGCGCAGAACGGUCAUCAUAGUUCUUGAUGGACCUACAGUCUCAAGCCCAUUGCCUGAAGAAUCUGGACCUGAACAACUGCGCAGAAUUGAAGUCGCACUAUCAGUUCAGCAGGGUGAAGUAGCCUCGACUUUCAUUGUCUCUGAGAAGCCAGAAGACUUGAUUGCUGUCGAUCUGGACUGUAUGCUUGUUCUCACAGCCCAACAACGACGGCCAAUUCCAUUUUUGCGUCUGACGCUCUUGGAUGUUGAGAUCAUUGAGGAGAACGACAUACUGCCUGGCAUUUUUCAACGUUCUGCAAAGUGGUUGCCGCACACAACCACGAGACUCUCACUUUUCAGGGUUUUGUCACUUGAGAAUUUGCUCCUACUCCAUGAUGACAAGACGCACCUAUGGAUCAAUAAUGCUCUCAUUGAUCCAUCACCUGAUAGGGCUCUCACCAUUGAAGACGGUGAUUAUGUCAAGAUUUUCAUUGGCGAUGAUGAGCACCGCUUUCACUGUGACGGAGCACAAGAUGCCAUGACAAUGCUGCAAACUGCCAUUGCAACAGUCUCAUCACAGUUCCAAGACCAAGGGUCUCGAGUUCUUCCACUUGAAGACCGCCAGAGCAAGCGCCAACCGUCUGCACACUGUGAUCCUGCAACCGAUGACAAGCCUGGACCUUUAGAAGUCCCUGAUGCUGUAUCCUGCAGUUUUACAGAUGAAUUUCUGAGGGCCGUCGACGCUUUGCGCACGGCUACUGACGCCAUGCCUGAGUUCCUUGAGGACGAUCCUGGUGACAUCACCGCCUACGAUCCAUGGGUCCAACAAUUGCAUGAAGCAUGGACGCGGCUAGCAGUAGUUGGGCCAGGCGGCAUGGAACGACUUGGUCGAGUAGAAACUUGGUUCACCGACCAUGCGAAUUUUCAAAGGUGCCAUCACACCAGGAUAGCGGUCUUAGGCAUGCCCCUUGAGUUCCACGUUGUAGAGCCGACACCAGAGGACGCGACUGGGCAAAUCAUUGCCCAGCUCAUCCUUGUGCAAAGACCCCAUGUGUAUCAACGCUCGGUCGUGAUCUCAACCUAUGACAACAUGUACGACCAAGGACGCGCACAUUCAACUGCGGUAGUCAUGGGCACCAGGGUUGACCUGUUCGCUGUGUGCACUAUGAUGCAGGCGCAUGAAGAUUGUCCUCCUGAAGCACCUGAGAACAUCUGUACCCUCUGGCAUGGGUCACGCCUCCUUGAACCACGAGAACGAGUAUAUGCUCGGCAUGGCACCGCUUUCAAGUUGGUCAUUCAGCGCGUACCCAAUUCAGACCUGACCUCACCAGUCAGCACCAAUCUUCAGACAAGAGCUGAUGCAAUUGAUGCUAGGAUCUAUUCUGCAUCUCAACAGCGCUCUACAGACAGUUUGCCCUUGUGGGCACAGACUUUACAUCGUGUGUUUCAGGAUCUUGCAGAGACUGAACGUGAAGAUGAGGGGCCGGUGGCAUACGUCGCAACAUGGUAUCUUCAUGCAUCCUAUGCUCCUAGAUGUGAACCAGGUCGCAUAGUACGUCUGCGUGAUGAUCCCAACAACUGGCAGCGAACCCUCCUUGAAGCAUGGGGCGAUCGCAGAGACUCAAGUCGGCCAGCCAGCCUUUUUUGGGUUUCCCCUGCACCGCCUACCUCACUGACGGAUCAUGUCCUCGGCCAUGUUCUGAUUGUUCAAGAACUACCCGCACACUCGGUAGCAACCUUGCUUACUGCCAGAGUGCGAGACCAUGAAGGACAAGCACUGCACCGAGUCGCUGUCUGCAUUCCUCAAGCCUCAACAGCUGAGGAUAUCGUUGCAGCCUUCCCAAUUCCAGGACCCCUUUUGAGGUUUCCAAGACGUGUUGGCAGGGGACGGACUUACUUCAGUCCAGCCGUCCCCUCGCAGUUUGCAUCCGGCGAAGGUCUUGUCAUUGACAUUAUGGACCCAUCGCCAGCACCUGAUGGCAGACCCGAGGACGACGGCACCAACCUGUUGCAAUUGCGAGCGUCACGCUCCAGCAAAGAGGAUGGCAACCGCCCCAAUGCAGCACAAGCCGAAACGGCAAGAAGGUGCCUAACAGUUGGGCAGGUGGCUCACACCCAACGACCUUCUUCGCAGGACAGCCCCUUUCAAGUGAAUCUUGACAGGAGCAUUCCAGCGCCGCCACUAGUGCGCGUUGAUUUUUCUGCGGUGCAUACCAUUGCCAAUAUCAUCAAUGCAUCAACAAAUGAAUUUUCACAAGAUUGGCCGAUCAACUUUGAAAUUCCGUCAAUCACAAUUGCUGCAUUUGAAGAUCUUGUUUCCAACCCCAAUGUAGCUCCGGUCGCAUACCAUCUUUACACUGAUGGUUCCAAAAUCCCAGAUUGCGCCGUUGGCGCUGGCAUCGUUCUCCUCCUAGAACAUCAGCAAGGGCUCUCUUUUGGUGGCGCACUCAGCAAGGUGAUCGCAACUGAAGGACAUGCUGGUGUUGGAGAGAACGGCGCUGUUAUUUGGGCUUUACUUUGGGCGCUCCAACUCAGCAACUAUGCUUGGGAAACUUUUGGAGUAUUUGAUGUCCACUUCUACUUUCACUUCGAUGCAGUGAAUGCGGGCUAUCUUGCGGGUGGCUACAACCGAACAAAGCAAUUCCCGCAGCACAGAACAUUGAUGCGCAGCCUUGCACAUGUUCUCCAAGGGAGACACGGUCUCUCACGGAUGCACUGGCGACACGUAAAGGCCCAUGCAGGCAACCCAUGGAAUGAGUUUGCCGACGCCCUUGCCAAGUAUGCUUCUCAACAUCCUGACCGAGUAUCCCACAGCGAACUCUGGCAUGCUUGGUUAGAAGACCCAGAAUCUCUUCUGGCUAUCCAGUGGGUAUGGUACUUGGAGCAGAUGAGCGCAGAGAGCUGGCUUUUUGAGAUGCGAGAUGACCUGGAUUGGUUGGGAGCAUUCCGGCAACUGCCCUUUGAGCUCCCUCAUGCACUUCUUCAGAAUUAUGAGGAGGGCGUCCAUGACUAUGCAUGGUGGCAGCCUGAUCUUGCCACUCCGCUGGUCACCAAAUGCUUUGCCCAGUUUGAAGCAUGCCUCCAACAAUGGAUGCUAUACCCUACGGAGGAAGCAUUUCACAAUGACUUCUUCAAUCUGCUCUUCAACUUUGACAUCCCGGAGUUUCAAGCGGCAAGGAUCUUCAUCGCCUGGAUUGAGACCGAGUUCCAAGAUUUGCACUCAGCCUGCGAUCCAGCGCUCUAUGAUAUCCUGGAACGCAGCCAUAUGUCCAUGCUUGAGGACAUCCAUAUCUGGCAAUUGCGUGCACGCCGCAAACACUUGAUGCAAUGCUGGGACAGACUUGAGCAAGGUGAGCCCAAGCCUGCAAGGGCACCGAAGAAGCACCCCAUACCUCAUCAACGUAGCCAUCAAGUUCAGUCUACGUACAGAGCAAUGCCUUUCGCGGAAGCAGACCGGCGUCAAUGGGUAGUCCUUCACCCCCCGAAGAUCGUCAAGACGCUUGGAGCAGGACCCUAUUACGUCGUCCAUCUUUAUUCUGGGAGGCGCCGAGAUGGAGAUUUUCAUCACUUCAUGCAGAAGUUCUUGGAGGAUGGCCCCCGGCUGAUCUCGCAAUCAGUGCUGGUGAUCUCCAUUGACACGGCCAUCGAUGAGACCAUGAACGUCCACGAUGUGAAGCUAUGGGCCUUCUUGUUGGAGGCUGCGCGGAAUGGGCAGAUUCUUGCUCUCCUACUUGGACCACCUUGUGAAACUUGGAGUGGAGCCAGGUUCGAGGAGCAAAUUGAUGAGGAAGGCAAACCUAUCAAGGGCCCCCGGCCAUUGCGAGGCGCACCAGAUCUUCCUUGGGGCCUUGAACAACUCAGCCUCAAGGCUCCGAUGACACAUUCCGGAGUCCCGGCAUAUGUACAGGAAUUGGCAAUGAUCUCGGCCUGCGUGGAUCGCGACCGUACGAUCAUGCCUGACUACCAGCGACAAGGCCUGGGAACCCGAAUCUUCCCACGCCAUGCGCCAUGGAAUCCUUCGCAUUCCGUGCUGCAGGAAAUGGAGAAUCGCAUCCGCCGCUUGGCUGGCUGCGAUAGACAACAAAGUGUGACGGCAGAAGAGCCGAUUUUUGAAAAGAAGGAAGUUGCUGAUAGUGUGGAGGUCCGCUUUCCCAAAGUUGAUUCCAAAGGGGAAUUUAUCAGCCAGACUUCACGAGAAUUUGGUGUGAAGAAGUUCAUGGCCCCAGGCCGCACUAAGGCCGAGGCUGAUGCAGCAGCUCUCGAGGCUGCGAAGGCCUUCCGCACAAAGCUGGUCGAGAAGGGCAUCCUCAGAGAGCCCAGGCUGAAGGACCCCAACUUCACCAGCGAAGUCCUUGGGGUUUGUUGUAACAAGAAAGCAGAAAAGUGGAGAGUGCAGGUGGCCCUGAAUUCAAGAAAACGAAUGACAACGGCUGAGGGCAAGGCUCUUGAGCUUCGGGAGAAGCAUGGCCUGCGGCGCCAGGUGAAGCCUGUGCCUACGCUGGCAAACUUGCCGGUGUUCCACCCCAAGUUGCCAUACCCGGGGGUGGUGUGGAACCUGCGAGAGCAACAAUGGCAUGCCCAAUGCCAAGUUGGUGGAGCCCAUCGAAAUUUCAGGGUGAAGCCCAAGGACCACUCGGAGGCGGAGCUGGAGCGCUCCUUCAAGGUGGCAGUCGCGUGGAAGAAAAAACAGGAGAAGGAGAAGCAAGAGAUGGCGGUGAAGCCAAAGGCGAAGCCUCCGAAGACAAAGCGUAGGUGA